UGUGAUGAUAAGAAGCCCUCCCACCACCAUCCUUCCAAAAGUAUCAUCACCCCUCCACCACCAUCCUUUCAGGAACCCCUCCACCAUUCAAAUGGAAGUUCAAAACGAGCCUUGAUUGCCAAAAACUGAACCACCUCUAAUUCAUUAUUCAAAAGGAAGUGACCCCAUGGCUAGUGAUCCUCCACCCACCAACUUGGAAAGAGAAGAUGUUAGAGAAGGCCGCAGUCUUACGUUGCCCGAAGAUGGAUAUGAAUGGAAGAAAUAUGGCCAGAAAUUCAUCCAAAACAUAAGGAAGUACAGAAACUACUUCAAGUGCCGGAACAAGAGAUGCAAUGCAAAGAAAAGAGUUGAAUGGCAUCCCAGAGACCCUAGCAGCAAAAAAAUCAUCUACACUGGAGUGCACAACCACCCUCCUCCGCGACCUCAAUCGCCCUCGGAGCAAGAGGCUUCGGCUAGGGUGGCAAAUAGGUACAAUUUGGCAAACCAAGUGCUUGGUUCUUCCAGUGAAACCUCCUAGUCUCUUGCAUUUUUAAGCCUCCUCUCAAGAAGUCAUUAGCAGACAGUCAUGGUCAUUAUCUAGUCAAUAAAGAUGCUUGAGCAACCAAAAGAUAAUCGAAACUAGGUAAAUGCUGGAAUCACAAGUAUGCUACUGUUAUUAUAGCAAGUUGUUCAAGUCCGGUUUGUAUUCCAAAGAAUGAUAUUGAUCAAUCUUUCUUGUGCUAGCUAGUUUAUCAUCUAUUUGUAACCUUAGACUUUACAUAAGACAAGAGUUCCACUCUUUGAUCCAAGUAAUGUCUUUACUACUGGUGCUACUAUCACUAGUA
Messenger RNA from Elaeis guineensis (African oil palm), 824 nucleotides. NCBI's taxonomy places the organism in Eukaryota, Viridiplantae, Streptophyta, Magnoliopsida, Arecales, Arecaceae. The record is from RefSeq and is a predicted model, not a curated record.